UUGUGUCCUGGUGAGCGGCAUGGGCCAGGCGGGCAGCCAGCCUGCGCCGGCGCCGACACAGCGCGCGCGCCGGGCACACACGCUGCCCCACGAGCCGCCGCGACACGCGCCCAAGGUCCUGCCGUCGCUGCCGGAGUCGCCGCGCCUGCGCAGCACCGACAACGGCGCCAUCCUGCAGUCCGGCGGCACCAUCAGCGGCCGCCGACCCGCCUCCACGUUGCACGACACCUCCAGGGUCCCCCAUGGACAUGUGCACUCCAACAUAAUGUACCGCUCCCGGUCGGCGGGCGCGCCGGGCGAGGCCAGCGAGCAGCGCGCCCGCGAGCGCGACCCGCUGCACCGCUCGCACACCAACCUCGACCUCAGGCACAACGACAGUAGCAGUAGUUUAAAUAAAAGGUUUGGAUCAGAACCUGAUCUGCGAAUCGAAGAAGAACAGCAAAAGCCCAAAUGUAAUAAACAUUUCAGAAAAAAAUAUCGAGCACCACCUCCUCCUACCCAUGAUAACUGCGAGGGUUCAUCGCCAGAUUCCAGCGAAGGGAACGCGAGAGCAGAACCCCAAAGGAAACUAAGGCUUUUCAAAACUAGAAACGAAACCAAAAAACUGAACGGACACUUAGAUAGUAAACCAGCCUUCAGAACUAGUAGUACAGAGUACAGAUCGCUAGACUAUAAUGAGAACCAAACCUUUGAAAGAAGAUACAGAUCGCCGUGCAAAGACAAAGAGCAGCAUUACAAGUACCCGGACAACAAGGAUAUGGUGCAGAGUUCCGCGUCUCUGAAAAGAGAGGAACGAAUAUUGCAAACGAAACAAGACUACAGAAAAACAAGGACAGAUAGAGUCAGCGGGUGUAGAGCGAAAACAUCCAAGACAAAUGAGCAGAGUGAGGCGUGGAAGACACCACUUCUAAACAGGAAUUUCAGAUAUUCCGAAAGAUUCAAGAAGGAAGACAGUGAGCAGCCCUCACUGAGGAGAGAAAAGACAUUCGACAACACUUUACACGUGAGUGAGAAAGAGAGCGAGUCUCCCAGAGCCAUACAUGAAAACAGAAUCAAAGCCAUAGGCGAGCAACUGAAAGGAAGUCAUCUCAGCCCGUUAGCGGACAACAAGCCUUUGAGAAAAUCUCUUCCUUCACUAUUAAUGAAGAAUAAUGAAGAAAAAGAUGAAUUCCAAGCUGAACUUAAAAAGGCAACAAGUAGGAUAAGAAACGAAUUAGGCGGUAAAAUUAAUAUUAGUGAAAACAAAACUAGUCAAAACGAUAAACCGAGCGCGCAGAAACCAAACCCAACGAAAUUAGCAGUCCAGAGCAAAGUCAAAGAGUCUAGUCUUAAACCGAGCAAUGUUAUCAAACCAGAAACAAAAUCAGCAAUCAGCAGACGGCCUCUGGCCCGAACGAAUGAAGUCAAACCUAAGACAGCCAUCCCACAGAAAACUACUCCUAAUGCGAAGAGUAAUGCAAUAGUUAGUAAAUCAAAGUUUACCGGCAAAGAGAAUGGCCGGACGAUACCGGACAGGGGACAAGCUUCUGGCAAAGAAUCUACACCUGAACAUUCGCCGACUAGGAAAAAGGAUAUUGCGACUAGCCAAACUGCACCAGAAAAACAAAAAUCAGCGCCAUCAAAGCAAUUCUACUUCGGCAUGAUCGAGAGCAAGCAGACGGCGCCGCGCGACCACCUGAAGGAUUUCCCCGGGCUCGGCAGCCCUAUCAUCGAGGAGAUCAGCAACUUCCACCUCAUAGAGAAGAAGCUGCUCGGUUACCACGACGAAGACGCCGAGUUCGACAAGUUCAACGCCAAGCUGAAGGAGGACUGCAAGACUAAGAACUUAUCAUCAGAAUCGGCGCUAUCCUCAGACGGGUCUGAGGGCUCGGGCUCCGAGGGCUCGCUGGGCAUCGCGCUGCGGCUGCGGCCCACGCUGCCCAAGAAGCAGCCCUCCAUGCCGCGCUUCUCGCCCGCGGCCGCCUGGAGGCAGCUCGCCUCGCUCGACGCGCACCUGGCUUCUGAAACGCAGCCACUGGCGGUGGAAACCAAGAUGUCAGCGGACAUAUCAGCGGAAUCAUCGCCGCGAUCGGAGCAGUCGGCCGACAAGUCGGGCGACUCCGGUAUCUCGGGCGACCACGCGCACAGCGACCAUCGCGUCGACUCGCCAAGACAUCACACCCAGGAGUCAUCUCCCGCUGCAUGGACGCCCCAACAAGACCUGGGCGACAGCAGUUCGGACGGGGCGGGCGGCGUUGCGCUGCACGUGGGCGGGCCCCGCGUGGCCACCUACAGCCCCGGCGCGCAGCCCUUCAGCCUCUCCCUGCCCCGGGACGGACAGGACAGGGGCAAGCCCUUGCAGCAAGGCUUCAACAGCCUUCAGAAGCUGCGGAAGUCGGUGUCGGGAGCUUUGGGCGCGGCCUUGGGCUCCCGAAGGUUCGACCUGGAGCACGAGCCGAUGCUUCAGGAGCCUGAACAAAACUGGUUCUUGACGAAGUCAGCGCCGAACUCGCUGAGUAAUCCACUGCUGUUCCAGCAGCCAAGGGCUAAGGGUUCUACUGAGGAAGACAUUAAAGAAGAAUCAAUUGCACCUUCCGAGAAGGACGACAUGGCGGCGUGGCGGCCCAGCAACUCGUACCUGUCGUGGGGCGGCCACGUGAUGUACCUGCCGCCCGCGCCCGCCGCGCCCGACCAGCCGCUCUCCAUGCUCGCCAUCGACCGGCCUGUCAGGAGCAAGUCGAGCGGCUGCCUGGAGGCGGCGGCCCGCGCCGCGCGCGCCGCUCUCGCCAGCGAGAUGCGAGAGCGCGAGCGCUCCGCCUCGCCCGAGCUGGCGCGAGCGCUGCCCGCACGCGUCGAGCCCGUUAGCCGCACGUCAAACGCUCCUCGCGGCAAGCGGUUCACGUUCCAGUCGACGGUGCGGCAGCUGGAGCGGAGAAAACUAGCGGAGAAGCUGUCCCGCGAGGCCGAUCUCAAGGAGCAACAGCGCAGGACCGAGCUGGAGGCCAUGAGACGCGUGGAAGAGGAGUUCCAACGCAAGCGCGCGAGGGAGAAGGCCAACAUUCGGCAACAGCUGCGACUCGUCAGCAGCGGCGCCGCCAGCAUGCCCACCACCACGCAUCACACCAAAACGAGGGACGAGCCCGACGGCUCGUGCAGAGACUCGCCGGCGCUGGAGCGGCCGCGAGAGAGGCGGCAGGGACACAGCAACGCGUCCUCGGAGAUCAGCGGCAGGAGCAAAAGCACUACGCCGAUCCGCUGCGUGGAGCUGAGCGAGUGGCGCACGGAGAGCGAGGCGCGCGUGUACCGCGACUGGGGCUCCGCGCACGCGCACCCGCCCGCCUGCGCGCGGAUGCCCAUGUCCACGCACGCCGCCUACAACGCGGUGGAAGUAGAAGCGUUCAGCGGCAGCCCGCGCUCGGACAACUACCGGCUGGAGUUCGCGCGCGGACGCUCGCCGCGCACGCCGCGCCCGCCGCGCCUGCUCGCCGCACGCUCGCCCUCCACCUCCGGCUCCGAGCUCAGCCUCCGACAGCCUAUUAAGAUCAGUAACCCUCCACACGCCCACGGGAUCAGCAGAGAGUCAACUAAAGAGGAGCCGGAGGAGCCCGCCAUCGUCCCCACUCUUCGGCCGUCCGGGCCGGCGCGGGCCACCGUCGCCAUUCGUUGACCGACUGUCGACGCGUGAGGACGUCUGAAUUAUUCGCGAUGGCGACGAAAGAAAAACGUGAACUGUAUUUACUCAGUGUCGAACAGAUUUAUCAAUGAGUAAAUCCAUCACAGAACUGUCUUGGCUCGAGUUAGAUAGUUAAGAAUUUGUCUACUGCAUCAACUGAACAAUAGUUAUGUCACUUGGGGUAUGUACUCAUAUUGCUCAAUUCUAAAGGGUUCAUAUUUGUCUAAAUAAGAAUUGAAAACAAAACUUAGUAAAAAGUUUUUAAACUAGCAGACUUGGUUAGAAACAGGUCAUAUUUGAACCGAAAGUUGAUGAGGGAAGGCGGGCAAAACGAAAGGAUUUCCUGCAGUCGUCACGCUAGCCCCGUGCCCUGUCACUCAACAUUUGGGUCAGUUCUGUCAGUCAACCUGUAAAUGCUCCGGUCGCUCGUUUUGUUUGUUUAUAUACUCGUAGGCACCACUUUUAAUGAGUUAGUUGUAUUUAACAUUAUCUUAUGUAACUUAGACGUAGUUAGAUCUAUUUAAUUAUUAAUUUUCGUGAAUUUAUUUUUUGUUGCUAAUUUUGACUCCGAUAAGUGCUUUAAUGUCGUUUUCUGUAUAGUUAGAGUAAAGUUUUAAUGUAAAAAUACGUAUAUUCGUUUGUAAUAAGUCAAGUUUAGCUUAAGCGAUCAUAAACAAUGCAAUAGCUCUCGUCUUCCAAUGUAAUAAUUAUAAUUACUCAAGCUUUAAUAUAGACUAGAAAUAUACGUAUUAAAUCAGGUGCUAUUACUUAGAUAACGUAUUAUCGAACUGUAUUGAUUGUAUCCGAAUGUUAUUAGAUUCUUAAGAAACGCCUAUGAAGGUGGAAAAGUAUUUCCGAAUAAUAUUUCACAGCGACACAAUGAAGACAUUCAGGAGGAUUAAUAUUGUUACCUUUUGGCUGCGAGUAACCUUUCAGGCCGAUCAAUCAUAACUUUUAUACCUCUACACAGUAAAUUAUAUGCUAGGGGUGCCAAUCCUUAGUACAUAUCGAAUCGAAUCGAAAUCAUAAUGUUAAUGGAAAAAGGUUGCAAAUCCAAUCCAAACGUAAAUUACAUUAAUCAAUUUCAAAAUUUGCAGCAGGCCUGCUUUUGAUUGUUUACUGCUUUAUAUCAAUGUAAUUGAAAACUCUUUCAUAAACUAAAUUAAUUCACUAGGUACGAAAUAACUAAGUAGCAAUAGAUACGAGUAAAAAAUACAUAAAUAUUUUGUUGUGACAUGAAAUAUGAUCGUCAUAAAACUGGCACCCCUGAAGGGGUGUGGAAGACCAGGCGCGGCAAGUGGGUUAACGACGCCAAGCCUGACCACGCAAUCGCUAAUGAAUACUUUUGUUUGGCCCAACGCAGGUUAUAC
Molecule: messenger RNA, 5022 nt
Organism: Ostrinia furnacalis (Asian corn borer)
Lineage: Eukaryota; Metazoa; Arthropoda; Insecta; Lepidoptera; Crambidae
Exons: 18
Coding region: 20-3646 (1208 amino acids)
Source: RefSeq, a predicted model, not a curated record